This is a messenger RNA of Didymosphaeria variabile, 1053 nucleotides long. RefSeq lists its product as uncharacterized. The record is from RefSeq and is a predicted model, not a curated record. The transcript is spliced from 3 exons. Lineage: Eukaryota; Fungi; Ascomycota; Dothideomycetes; Pleosporales; Didymosphaeriaceae. Bases 1 to 1053 code for a protein of 350 amino acids.
AUGACGAAUAUGCCACAUGACCCUAUGGAUAGCUUCCUGCCGGGUCCUGAUGCAAGCAUCGACGAUCGCCUUGCGCUCAGCCUAAAGGAACCUUAUUCGCGACAAGAUGCAGAAGAGGCCAUCGAUUUCGAGAUGGGGAGAGAAGAUACAGCCUGGUCGAUGUUCAUGUCUCUGCCACCAAGCAGUCCAGCCUUACCAAUUGAGGAAGCCCAAUCUGAGCAAGGGAAUCUAGAUACUAAAAUUCCUGCAUGGCCCCAUACAGAAUAUGUAGAAUCGGAUUUGAUCACGCACAAUCACGGUGAACAGGAGAAAACAAACAACGAUCAUACUUUGCCGGAGCUGUUCAAGGUCGAAGAAAAUGCUCAGAGAAACUCACCGCUACCAACAAAAAAGUACGAGCAAGUGCAUUUACGAGACGCGAAGCAACUGCUGGCUGAGAAAGCAGCGCAUCGGAAAAGAAAGAGGCAGAACAAAGCCAUGCGGACUUCUACCCCGCGAAAGCGCGCUUGCGGUAUCUCGACAUCCCUAAACAAGCGGGAUGUGAAAUCUGCCGAGCAGCGCACUGGAUUCGAUGAAACAACAUACCAAAGUAUUCCAGUGUCUCAAGAGCGACACGACCCUGCCAAUAUCACACAACCAUCCCUCUCGAACACUUCCACAACAACCCCUUUCCUCACGACCACCGAAUUAUCCACAGAUCCCUCCCUCCUCCCCAUCCCCCUAGGAUCCAGCACGACCUACUACACCGCGCAGCUCUCCUCCCUCACAGACUCUAUGUUCAAUACCCUCUGGCAGGACUGUCCUCAUAUCGACGUCCUGGAGACCAGCUUUUGGGAGUUCGUCCAGGCUCAAGUAGCAGCGUGGCCAUACGGGAAGUUGAGGAUUCUGGCGCAUAUGGGGAUUGUGCCGGGCUGGUGGUGGGUGAGGGAGUGGGUGAAUGUUUUGAUUGUAAUGGCGGGCUGGGGGGUAGAUGACCGGGAGAUGAUGGAGAGCUGGAUUUGGCAUGAACAGAGGAUUCAGAAGUGGAACGAGGGCAUGGGAGAUUGGGGGUGA